GAGGUUUCGGACAAAUUGUUCUAUACACGUUUUAUGAUUUCCUUGUGUUAUCAACCACACUGAAUUGGUGAAGUUGGAGCAAGGACAAAGAAAACAUCAAAGCUACAUCAUAAACAUCUAUGAUGAGCUCCAUUUGAUUGGAUUGACUGAUAAGUAGUGUAAACCUCCUUUCAGAAGAACAAAAAGCUGUUGUUUGUAGGAGUGUGGCUCAGGUUAGAGGGAAACAAAAAAACAUUUUUAAGCAGUCUCACUGAGUUUAUGAUGAUGUUUGUGCUACUUGUUCUGUGAGGUAUGACCUUUGGUGAUAUUUUGUACUAUUUUGUAUUACUUGUACAACUUUUCUGUUUUCUGUUUCUCUGUGGUACUUUAUGGUAUUAGCUUAUACUGUGCCAGAAGUUUGUGGUAUGUUUGAUUGUGCAGUGGAGCCCUAUGUGCUAAUAUCUGGUGAUUUGUAGCUACAGCCGUUUUAUAUAUGUGUUCUGUUUUCAGGAAAGUUGCAUUUUCAAAGGCAAGUACCUUUGUGUCAGAAUAGUAAACAUGUCUUAUCUGUUAGAAUUUUUAAGUCCUAAUUGCUUCUCCAAAAGGAGCUAUUUAUAGGUUUUUGCUAAAUACCCAAUGUUAGCAUUGAUAGCUGUUUACUUACCAGUCUAGAAGAAACAUUGCAAUUUCAGCAUCAAACUUCAUUCAUUUAAUUUCCAAGAGCUGUCUCCAGCAAUGGAAAGCAACGUUUUGCCUCUAGUUCUAUCACUUCUGCUUUCUUCUACCAAAGUUAGCAGGCUAACCAGCUAGACCGGGACCGGCCAACCCCUCUCGUCACUUUCCGAUAGUCACUCACUGUAGCAUCCAGACUGCCCUGAAGUAGUGCUGCUCAGAGGGCGUAUUAUAACUUGUAUCAUAAACACAACUAGGGGUGAAGCUCUUGGCAGGAGACCAUCACCACCACCCACUCCAGGAAAGAAACCACGUUUUGUGGCAGAGAAAACUUGCAAAUAGCCCCUUUAAAGAAAUGCACUUGGCAUAUCUAAUCUUUGUGGGGAGAUUACAAAAAGAAUUGGGACAGAGAUGCAUCUACCAGUGGAUGACUAAAUCAACUUCAGGUUUUAUAUUAAGGUGUUGGACCUCCACAGGUUGCCAGAUCAAUAGAUAUUCCCCCAUUUUUUAAAUUUAUUUACAUUCUUCAUUUAUUCCAUUUUUUUCUUGUAUUUAUCACCUGUCUGUCCACACUAAUUGCAGUCAUACUGUACUAAACUUUUUAUGUCUUUCUUUUAGGAGCACCCAGCUGUAUGCUUUGAGUACUUCCACUAGAUGUCCUCACUGAGUCACCAACCCUCAGGUGUCAAUCAAAAGUGUUUUUCUCAUCUACGCAGCUGAGAUGUUAGAAAUAGGAGAUACUCUUAAACAGAACUUUAGAGUUUCCCUGGGUUUUAGAUUUGAUUGAAGUUGACAGGAAACACACACCUUCCUAAAGAUAUUCACUUUAUUAUCUCUGAACCUUCAUGAACUAAAAUGGCAUGUCUAUUAAUUCCAGGAUGCUUAUGUGGGUCAACUGUGCUUGCAUUCUGUAACUCAGUUUCCUGAAAACACCCAUUUUUAUUAUGUAGACACAGGCAAUUUAUGAUACAUACAUUUUGAUUCUACAAGGAUUACAGCCUCCAUCACGGUCAUAUCUCGAAUUUUGAUUACUCAGUGUCAUUUCCUAGGCUAUGUAAAGGCUCCAGUCAUGCUGGCACAUGCAACUCUGGGUGUGUGUCAAGGAGUAUAAAACAAUAUCAACACAUAAAACAAUAUUCACAUAAAGUGUAGCACUCCCAUCCCAGCGGUAUGUCUGAUUCACUCUCACUGGUCCUUUGCACAACAAUGUUUAACAGCACAGCAAGACAGGGAUUAUGUAAAGCUUACUCAGGCACAGCAGGCAAGUGUGUUGACAAGAAGCCAAAGGUUGAUAGUUGCUGUGACUCGACCUUCCAUAGAAAAUGUUACAAAAGAAGGCAGGGAGGCACUUGUAUUUUUAGACACCUACUGUAUAUCAAAAAUAGUUUCAAGUGAAUGAUUUUUCCUCCUCCAAAGCCCACAACAUGCUGACAGCAACAGAGCCAGACGGAGGAAAGGAACUGCAGACGUAGAUGUCACUCAGCGGUGUCACAGAGAGGCUAAGGAGGCAGCAAAUAUUUACGGAAUGUGUCACAGGUUUGAACACCCUGGGGUUGUACGGUGUGGCUCCAUGGAAAACAGCUGUGGGUGGGACUUUUACAGUGACAUCACAGGGGAGAGAGAGAGAGAGAAGAGAGAAGAAGUACAAGAGUGGCAGAGCUCAGACACCUGCAGACAAACAACAGCAGCAGAAACACACUGAGGACGCAGCUGUAACUGUACAGAUAACAGUCUCUCUGCAGAGCUCCAUCCAUCUGCUAUCGGCUAUGUCUACUCACACCAGCAUUCUUCUCUUCAUCACUCUUUGGGCUUCCAUGCAGGAUGGCUUAGGUCUUCCGAUGAUCAGACAACUGAAAGCGGAGGCUGGCAGUGAUGGCGUCUCAACGCAAAGAAUGAGGACCAAGCGCUGUGCCUGCAGCAGCCUGUUGGACUCUGAGUGCCACUACUUCUGCCACCUGGAUAUCAUCUGGGUCAACACACCCAGUAAGACAACAGUUUAUGGUCUAGGCAGCGCUCUGUCCCGACGCAGGAGGUCCACCGGCCGCUGCACCUGCGCCAAACCUGACGAUCAGUCCUGUACCAACUUCUGUCAUCACAGCCCUGAAAUCAAAUCUGUGAAGAGACGUCAACUCAACAUACUGAGCAUCCUAAGAGCUUUGGCCAGCAGGCCCAAGAAAGCUAAGGAUGCAGCCGAUUCGCACAGAGACAAAUCUUCCGGGGCUCAGAGGAAGAACGCUCGCUAAACAAUGCGGCUGUUGAAGCACUGAGAGUGAGACAUGAGAGAGCGAGAGAGAGAAAGAAAGCAGCGAGCACCUGAACAAAUGACACUCCUUUGCCGGAGAGAAGGGAAAGAAAGGGCUGCUGAAAGACGUGUCCGAUGCAGGAAGGCCCAAAGCGCCACAAAGAGUUUGUCUGUACCUGGAAAUAGAGGGUGGAAAAGACAACAGAGUUCUGCAGACGCAUGCAUGGAAACCAGAUGUGGUGGAUCAGCACUGAGAGGAGCUACUACGACUGUAUUAGGACAUGAGAAUGCUGAGCCUGUGGCCAUGUUUGACUCACACUGUCAGGUUGGGAAGAGAUGUACAAACUGGCCAGGACACCACUGACAUAGAGGAAUGUGAUAGAGAGAGAGGGACAUACACUGUACAUGAAUAUGCAGGAAUUUCUCACAUAUAUUCUAUGAUUUUACUCAUUCUUUUGUAAAACACAUUUGUAUUCUUUAUUUUCUGGAUCCACAGGUUUAAUAUUUUAAGAUUAAGAAAAUUACUUUUAUCACGGGAGACCUAAAGGUUUUGUUGACUUGUGGAAAUUAUAUGUUAAACAUCUCAUCAUGAAUGGCAAAUAUGAGUUACAACACCUCGGUAGCAAUCAUUUAUGUGUGCAAAAAUAUAAAAUGCAUAAAUUAAAUCUAAAUCAUGACAA
Molecule: messenger RNA, 3573 nt
Organism: Lates calcarifer (barramundi perch)
Lineage: Eukaryota; Metazoa; Chordata; Actinopteri; Centropomidae
Exons: 6
Coding region: 2124-2894 (256 amino acids)
Biological process (GO): intracellular calcium ion homeostasis; vein smooth muscle contraction; regulation of systemic arterial blood pressure by endothelin
Cellular component (GO): extracellular region
Molecular function (GO): hormone activity; endothelin B receptor binding
Source: RefSeq, a predicted model, not a curated record